Molecule: messenger RNA, 2220 nt
Organism: Triticum turgidum subsp. durum (durum wheat)
Lineage: Eukaryota; Viridiplantae; Streptophyta; Magnoliopsida; Poales; Poaceae
Source: the annotation of a GenBank genome assembly
AUGGAUCAUCCAUGGCGUUUCGCAGCCGGCGCCGGCAACGACCUCUGCCCCGUCUGCACCGCGCCCCACUUCCCCUUUUGCCCGCCUCCGCCUCUCCCGCCCCACCCCUUUCCCUACGAUCUCCACCCACCGCCCCCUCCUCCCCCGCCCCAGUACCAUGCCCCCUUCCACCCGCCGCCGCCGCCGAUGUGGGCUCCUCCGGGGCCGCACCCGUACGAUCUCCUCGACACGGAAGGCCCCCACAAGAGGAUGCGCGUGGGGGAGGCGCCUCCGUUCUCCGGCCCGCCCCCUCCCUACCCGCCAAUGUUGGGCAGGGCUUCUGUGGAGGGAGAGCGGCUGCUCGGGCUGAUCCGGGAGCAUGGCCAUGGCCGCGCUCAGCUGCCGCCUGCACAGUGGCAUGGUGAACCGUAUCCACCCGAUGGUUUCGGCUAUGGAGGAGAUGGGGCUUAUCCUCCUCAUCAAAAUUAUAAUAACCCGUAUGCGCAGGGAGGCAAUUUCACUGAUUACGAUCUCGCCAGAAGGAUGCCACCUCCGCCGAUGCCGUUUGAUAGGUAUAGUGCCUUAGAUUCGGUAGGAGGAUCUCAGGAGAAGUAUUUCGACCACCAUCACCAUCAUCAGUUUCACCCUGAAGCAUUGCCGGGUGCUCCACCACUUCCUUCAGUACCACAACAUGCUGAGGCAGGAAACCAUUAUGAUUCCCGCGAUUGGCGUCAUCAUGCGGGUGUUGUGCUGCCACCACCAGAUCCUGCAAUGCCUUCUACCCCAGAUUAUCAUGCAAUGCCACCUCUGCAGGCAGCAAACUCGUCAUUGUUUCCUGUCCUCUCCAGUUCCCCGGCUACUACAUCACUUCCACCCAGUGAUAAUACCUUGCAUCAUUCCCACCUGAUGCCAAACGCAAAUUAUUACAAUGGACCCAACAAAAAUGAGGGGGUAGAUUUCGUACAUCGGCAACAAUCGGAGCAGCAUUUGGGAGAUAGAAUGCCAACACAGGACAAACAUUCUUUUAACAAUGUGGAAGUCAAUGUUGUUAAUGCAUGCGACUUGUUCAAGCAGCCCCUUUGUGCUUCACGCCCUGAUCAUAUUGUUAUCAUCCUGCGAGGGCUUCCAGAACUUGUAGGUAGUGGAAAGAGCUACCUUGCGAAGGCAUUGCGUGAUCUUGAAGUUGAGAGUGGUGGAAGUGCACCCAGAAUUCACUCGAUGGAUGACUAUUUCAUGAUUGAGGUUGAGAAGAAGGUCGAAGACAACCAAGGGUCUAAAUCUUCUACUGCAUCCAAAGGACGGAAACAGUUGACCAAGAAAGCGAUUGAAUAUUGUUAUGAGCCUGAAAUGGAGGAGACCUACAGAUCAAGCAUGUUAAAUGCGUUUAAGAAGACCCUUGAUGAAGGGAAUUUCACAUUUGUGAUCGUGGAUGACCGCAAUCUGCGGGUAGCUGAUUUUGCUCAAUUUUGGGCAAGCGCGAAGAGAUCUGGCUAUGAGGUCUACUUGCUCGAGGCACCAUACAAGGAUCCAACAGGCUGUGCUGCUAGGAAUGUGCAUGGGUUUACAUUGGAUGAUAUCAAAAAGAUGGCAGCUGAUUGGGAGGAGGCUCCACCACUAUAUGUGCGACUAGAUACCCAUUCUUUAUUCCAUGGUGACAAUCUUCAUGAGCAUUCUAUACAAGAGGUUGAUAUGGACACAGAGGAUACUGAUGAUGCUGAUGAUACGGCAGUUAACACCCAGUCUGGAAGCUCAAAGAAGGCUAUACCUGAAUCAGCAGAUGAUGUACCUGAUCAAGGGGACAGGUGGGAUUCAUCAGAUGAAGAAGACUUAGAUGACAUUAAGGAGCUAGGACAGAGCAAAUGGUCAAAAGAUUUUGAUGAGGAUACUGACAGGUCCAAGCAUGCAGAUGGAAGUACACAUACUCUUUCUGUGCUGGCCAAGACAUAUGGCACCCAUCAAAAAACACUUACUUGGGGUGAUCGGCUUGAAAAGGGUGGAUUUUCUAUCGGUGCAGCCAAAAGGAGACCCACUUCAUCUUUAAUCAUAGGACCUGGAUCAGGGUACAAUUCGGUCUCCAACCCCUUGGCUGAAGAUAAUUCCACAGGCGUGAAGGAUAAAGUAAACAAUGAAACAAAAAGACGGUUCAGUGAGCAACUUCGUGAUGAAGGUCAAUCCUUCAGGGCAGUUUUCGACCAGAGAAAACAGCGCAUUGGGGUUUUCGACAACGGAAAAAAUGAGUAA